Messenger RNA from Ornithorhynchus anatinus (platypus), 6257 nucleotides. RefSeq names its product RB binding protein 6, ubiquitin ligase (gene RBBP6). Gene Ontology annotation, biological process: ubiquitin-dependent protein catabolic process; mRNA processing; protein ubiquitination. The record is from RefSeq and is a predicted model, not a curated record. Lineage: Eukaryota; Metazoa; Chordata; Mammalia; Monotremata; Ornithorhynchidae. Gene Ontology annotation, molecular function: zinc ion binding; nucleic acid binding; ubiquitin protein ligase activity. Gene Ontology annotation, cellular component: nucleus. The transcript has 18 exons. The coding region runs from base 464 to 5830 and encodes 1788 amino acids.
GCCCGCCCCGGGAGCCGCCGCCGGACUCAGUGGGCCCGGCCGCACAGAGACCAUCCGGAGGCGGGGCGGCGGCCGCCAUGGACCCCUGAUCCCACUGGGGACCUCGGACACUGUGGCUGUGGACUGUUGCCGACCGCGCCGCCCACCCUCCUCCCUGUCCCCCUUAGCAUGAGCCACAUUGGGCGGCGGCCCGCAUCCGCUCGUCGAUCCCCCUCCCCCCCAUGAAGUGAUUUGAAUAUCUAUAUAUACAUUUUUUUUUUUUUUGGAAGCCGCGGGGGGACGUCUCGGUGAUCCUCAACCCCAUCGGGGGGGAACCUUCAAACCCCCCCCCCCAGCGGUGUGUCUGCGUGUCCUUUUUUUCGGUGUGUGUGUUUGUGGGUGUAGGCUUACACAGAUUGAAAAAAAAAUACGUGCAACUCAGAGUGUCGCGCCUCAUCACUGAGCCGUAGGGACCUCGGGCACCAUGUCUUGUGUGCAUUAUAAAUUUUCCUCCAAACUCAACUACGAUACCGUCACCUUCGACGGCCUCCACAUCUCCCUGUGUGACCUGAAGAAGCAGAUCAUGGGGAGGGAGAAGCUCAAGGCGGCCGACUGCGACCUGCAGAUCACCAACGCGCAAACGAAAGAAGAAUAUACAGAUGACAGUGCUCUAAUUCCCAAGAACUCAUCAGUAAUUGUUAGAAGAAUUCCUAUUGGAGGAGUUAAGUCUACAAGCAAGACAUACGUUAUGACUUCCAAAUCGCGCACAAUCCUAGAAACUCCUUUCAGAAGUCGAACUGAACCAGUGAGUGGAACGUCAAAAGCAAUUGAUGACUCUUCUGCAUCUAUUUCUCUGGCCCAGCUUACAAAGACUGCCAAUCUGGCUGAAGCCAAUGCUUCGGAAGAAGAUAAAAUUAAAGCAAUGAUGUCACAGUCUGGCCAUGAAUAUGAUCCAAUCAAUUAUAUGAAGAAACCUUUGGGUCCACCCCCACCAUCAUAUACGUGUUUUCGUUGUGGGAAACCUGGUCAUUAUAUAAAGAAUUGUCCUACAAAUGGGGAUAAAAACUUUGAAUCAGUUCCCAGGAUUAAAAAGAGUACUGGAAUUCCCAGGAGUUUUAUGAUGGAGGUGAAGGAUCCGAACAUGAAAGGUGCCAUGCUUACCAACACUGGGAAAUAUGCAAUACCAACGAUAGAUGCGGAGGCCUAUGCAAUAGGGAAGAAAGAGAAACCACCUUUCCUUCCAGAAGAACCAUCCUCUUCAUCAGAAGAAGAGGACCCCAUCCCAGAUGAACUGUUAUGUCUUAUCUGCAAGGAUAUAAUGACAGAUGCAGUUGUCAUUCCCUGCUGUGGAAACAGUUACUGUGAUGAAUGUAUAAGAACAGCAUUACUAGAAUCGGAUGAACACACGUGCCCAACUUGCCAUCAGAAUGAUGUCUCUCCUGAUGCUUUAAUUGCCAAUAAAUUUUUACGCCAGGCUGUAAAUAAUUUCAAAAAUGAAACUGGUUAUACAAAGAGGCUUCGGAAACAAUUACCACCACCACCACAACCACCUCCAAUACCACCUCCAAGACCACUAAUUCAGCGAAACCUACAACCCUUGAUGCGACCCCCAAUUUCAAGGCAGCAGGAUCCUCUAAUGAUUCCAGUGACUUCUGCCUCAGUACAUUCUGCUGCUUCUCUGACAUCGGCAUUGGCCCCUAACCAGCCACCCUUGGCAUCCGCUAUCCCGAUUAAUCGGCCUUCUACACCAGCAUCUGUUCCCGAUAUAACGGCAACGGUGUCCAUAUCUGUCCAUUCGGAUAAGCCGGAGGGGCCUUUUCGUGAUCCUGAGAAAAUGAUACCUGCUGCAGCCCUUGUAGCUGCUGAACAUUCUAAAGCUGCUUCAUCACUAGCAAUUAGCGCCCUGAUGGAAGAAAAGGGUUACCAGGUCCCGGUACUUGGAGCUCCACCAUCGCUACUGGGACAGUCGCUUUUGCACGGACAGUUGAUACCUACUACUGGACCAGUGAGAAUAAAUGCUAUUCGUGCUGCUGGUGGCAGGCCAGGUUGGGAACCAAGUCUGACUCGCGGUCGACACCACGGCGAACGUUCCCAGCGGACUCAAGGCCCGUUGCCAGCAACACCAGUCUUCGUCCCCGUACCUCCACCUCCCAUCUAUCCACCCCCACCCCAUGCACUCCCUCUGCCUCCAGGGGUCCCCCCACCCCAGUUUCCUCCUCAGUUUCCUCCUGGGCAGCCCCCUCCCGCUGGGUUCAGUGUUCCUCCUCCAGGAUUUCCUCCAACUCCUGCCAACAUAUCAACACCUUGGGUAUCCACAGCUGUCCAGACGGCUCAUUCCAAUGCUAUCCCAACAACCCAAGCGCCGCCUUUAUCCAGGGAAGAAUUCUACAGGGAGCAGCGACGACUUAAAGAGGAGGAAAAGAAAAAGUCCAAACUAGAUGAGUUUACAAAUGAUUUUGCUAAGGAAUUGAUGGAAUACAAAAAGAUUCAAAAGGAGCGUAGGCGCUCAUUUUCCAGGUCCAAAUCCCCCUAUAGUGGAUCGUCCUACUCGAGGAGUUCAUAUACCUAUUCCAAAUCAAGAUCUGGCUCGUCACGUUCACGUUCUUAUUCUCGGUCCUUUAGUCGGUCUCACUCUCGUUCUUACUCACGCUCGCCUCCGUAUCCCAGAAGGGGCAGGGGGAAGAGCCGGAAUUACCGUUCGAGGUCAAGAUCCCACGGCUAUCACCGCUCCAGGUCAAGGUCUCCGCCGUAUCGCCGAUACCAUUCACGGUCCAGGUCUCCUCCAGCUUUUAGGGGUCAGUCUCCUAAUAAGCGAAAUUUACCUCAAGGGGAAGCAGAACGAGAGUAUUUCAAUAGGUAUAGAGAAGUGCCGCCACCUUACGACAUAAAGGCCUACUACGGGAGAAAUGUUGACUUUAGGGAUCCCUAUGAGAAAGAACGUUACCGAGAAUGGGAACGAAACUACAGAGAGUGGUAUGAAAAAUACUACAAAGGGUACGCUGCUGGCGCCCAGCCCAGACCUCCAGCCAACAGGGAGGCCUUCUCUCCAGAGAGAUUUGGUCCACCGGGCGCCAGGAGAGAGAAUUCUCCCUUCCCCCGAGGCCGCAGGGAAGACUACUCGACGGGACAAAGUCACAGAAGUCGCAAUAUGCCUGGAAGUUAUCCAGAGAAACCCUCAGUGAGAGAUGGUCAUGGCUUGAAGGAUAAUGCCAAGUCAAAGGAGAAGGAAAGUGAAAAUCCCCAAGGAGAUGGCAAGGGAAAUAAACAUAAGAAGCACCGAAAGAGAAGAAAAGAAGAAAACGAAGGCUUCGUCAAUGCGGAGUUGCUGGAGACUUCCAGGAAGCCAAGAGAACCGGCGGUAGGGGAAGAAAUUAAAACGGACUCAUUGUUCAUUCUCCCCAGUAGGGAUGAUGCUACCCCUGUGAGAGAUGAACCAAUGGAAGCAGAUUCAAUAACUUUUAAACCUGUGUCUGAGAAGGAGAAGAAAGACAAAGAUAAGCCGAAAGCAAAGGCAGACAAGACAAAACGCAAAAACGAUGGCAGCGCCGCUACCAAGAAGGAGAGUGUUGCGAAACCCGCGAAAGGGUCUCAGGAAAAAUCCACCGAUGUGGAACGUGAGAAGUCCCCUCGACCCGAGCCUCCAUCCAAAAAAGCCAAAGAGGAGGUACCAAAGACUGACAGUACUAAGUCAUCCUCCUCUUCUCAGAAAGAUGAAAAGGCCGCUAACACACCCAGAAAAGUUCACCCUAAGGUGGCAAAAGAGCACCAAGAAACCAAACCGGUCAAAGAGGAAAAGGCAAAAAAGGAGUAUUCAAAAGAAUCCAAAUCAGAAAAGCCCUCGAACAAAGAGGAAAAGUCAAAAAAGCCUUCCGAGAAAAGCAAACCCACUGAUGCCAAACCGGAAAAAAGGAAAAGAAAAGCAGAAGAGAAGGGAAUCGAUAAAGAGCACGAGGCAACUUCGGUGAAAAGCAGUAAACCAGAAGCUGCCGAAGUGAUGAAGCCUUCACCAAAACGGAAAAUGGAACCAGAUGUUGAAAAGACCGACAGAACUCCAGAAAAGGACAAAGCUGCGUCUGCCCCGGCAAAAAAAAUUAAACUCAACCGAGAAACGGGGAAAAAAAUUGCAAGUGGGGAAACUGUCCCUGGUGCAAAAGAAGUUACUGAAAAAAUAGAACCAGCAAGUAGCAAGGUUAAACAAGAAAAGGCCAAAGGCAAAGUUAGAAGAAAAGUAGCAGCAGCAGAAGGGUCCGGCUCAACUCUUGUGGAUUAUACCAGUACGAGCUCAACUGGAGGCAGUCCUGUUAGAAAGUCAGAAGAAAAGCCAGACACCAAACGAACUGUCAUUAAGACCAUGGAAGAAUACAAUAAUGAUAUCACAGCCCCAGCCGAGGAUGUUAUUAUUAUGAUUCAGGUCCCUCAGUCAAAGUGGGAUAAAGAUGAUUUUGAGUCGGAGGAGGAAGAAAUUAAAUCUACACAAGCCCCGUCAAAUGUCGGAAAACCUGCAAGUGUCAUCAAAAGUGUCAGCACUAAACCACUGAAUCCUGUUAAACAGGCUGAAAAGGAAACUGAGCCAGUGGAAAAAAUUCCGAAAACCACAAAAGAAGCCAGCCAUGAAGGUGCUCAGCAUGAGGGAAAAGGUUCAAAAAAUUCUGCAUCAAGUGAAAAAGGGAAAACCAAAGACCGGGAUCAUUCGGUGUCAGACAAGGAAAAUUCUGAAAAGAGGAAGGGCAGCGCUCAACCAGAAAAGGACAUCAAUUUGGACCGUGUAGGCGAACAAGGAAACCUCAAAAGUCUUUCUCAAUCUUCCAAAGACAGUCGAACUUCAGAUAAACACGAUUCUGGCCGUGCAGCCUCAAGUAAAGACUUCACCCCUAAUAGAGACAAAAAAGCGGACUAUGACAAUAGGGACCACUCAAGCGCUAAACGUAGAGAUGAAAGGAGCGAGGUAGCCAGGAGAAAAGAAUCUCCUCCUCGGAAUAAGGAGGCUGUUCCGGGACAAAAAGGCAAACCGCGGGACGAAAAAGCAGAUUUUCCCAAAAAGGGAACGGGGGACUCCAAAAGAAGUAAUCAUAGUCCCCAAAGGGAUCGGAAACCAUAUGAUCACAAGGCUGCUUACGACUCCAAGCGCCCCGCCGAAGAGAACAAAUCUGUAGAUAAAAACCCAGGUAAAGAGAAGGAGAAGCAUACAUUGGAAACCAAGAACAAUAAAGAGAAAGAACUAAGUGGCAGUAAAUCAACUCACAGGCAGAGCACGCCAGAGGCCCAGAAUGAGAAAGAACCCAUCCCCGGGCAAGUCGAUAAGGGGACUGUCAAACCGAAGCCCCAGCUAAGCCACUCCUCCCGACUCUCUUCGGACUUAACUAGAGAAACGGACGAGGCCGCGUUCGUUCCAGAUUACAAUGAGAGUGACAGCGAGAGUAACGUCUCUGCAAAAGAAGAGGACCCUUCGGGAAAGAACCCGAAAGAACCGAAGGACAAAGCGACGGAGAAAGGGAAAGAGGGUUUGGACGCAGUGGCCGGCCAGCCCGACGUCCCCCGAAGUCAAAGCCAGAGCAGUCCCAGCGUCAGCCACAGCCGGAGUCAGAGCCCUUCCGGGAGCCAGACCCGAAGCCGCAGCAGCAGUGCCAGCUCAGCAGAAAGCCAAGACAGUAAGAAGAAGAAGAAGAAGAAGGAGAAAAAGAAGCACAAGAAGCAUAAGAAACACAAGAAGCAUAAGAAGCAUGCAGGCCCUGAAUCGGAAUUGGAGAAAAGCCAAAAACACAAACAUAAGAAGAAAAAAUCCAAGAAGAACAAAGAUAAAGACAAGGAGAAGGAGAAGGAUGACCAAAAAGUGAAAUCUGUCACUGUAUAAAACGACAGAUUAAAAAAAACUGACUUAAUUACUAAGUCAUCUGUAUUAAAUUUUGUUAUAAUAUAAACAAGUUCAUGCUUUGUAAAUAGUGACAUGGAAGACCCUGUGCUGCACUUAAAAUAUUGCUGCUUGAUUAUUUGAUUUUUACAUCAGAGCUUUAUAACGUGAACAUUUUGUACAGAAUUGUGCGUUGUGACCAUGUAACAUGAGAGAUUUUGCUGGGGCAUAUUAUUUUUAACCACCAUUAAUUAGUUUGGGUGGAGUUUACUGUACUGUGAAUUUUUCACAUUUGAAUUUUUUUGUAAUUGCCUGGCAGAAAAAGCUGAUAUCGGUUCUAAAAUAUCAGCAGAAUGAUUUGCAGAAUUCAUUACGGCUCUGUUAUGUCACUUUUGAUUACAAUAAAAGUUUUCAGUAAACUUUAUUCAAA